AUGAAAAUAACAACUAUCUUCCACACUGUAUUAUUGGCAUCCGCCGCCGUAAAUGCACAAGAUGCUCCCAAGAAAAGAGGGUUUUUAAGUGACUUAUUUGGUGGUUCCGAUGCUGCUGCUCCUGCUGCCGCUCCUGCCGCUGCUCUGGCUGCAACUUCAUCCACAACUGCUGCUGCUGCUGCUGCUCCUGUAGCUGCUGCAACGUCGCUGGCUGCAGGCGUUCUUGACCUUUUUGGACUUGACAGUUCCAAUUCCAAUUCAACAUCCAGUUCAAGUUCCAGCUCCAGUUCCAGCUCCAGUUCCAGCUCCAGUUCAAGUUCAAGUUCAAGUUCAUCUUCCACAAAAGCACCUGCCUUCAGAGUGUUGGCAGCCCAAGGCACAACACAAAGCUCGUCGAGCGCACCAGCCACCACUGAUUCUGGAUCCUUGUUCGACUUUUUGAAUGUCGACAGUUCUGCUUCUUCGAGUUCUUCGAGCCCAGCUUCAAGCUCUUCCAAAGUGUCUUCUUCCUCCCAAACUGGAGGACUUUUGAACCAAUUGUUCGCCGUGGCUCCUAGUGGUUCCAGUGGUUCCAGUGGUUCCAGCUCUGCUUCGGCUUCGGCUUCAAAGUCUGCUUCGGCCUCCUCUGCCUCGGCUUCCGUCACCGCUGCCCCAUUGGGUUUCCUCGGUGACUUGUUUGGAGGCUCCAGCUCGUCAAAGGCAUCUUCGGGUUCUGUUUCAGGUUCUUCUUCCGCUUCUUCGGCUGAUGACGAGGAAUGCGACGACGAAACAGACUCGGCAAGUCCCACCGAUGAUCCUGUUUCUGUGCCUCCUGCGUUCAGCAGUAUGUCGUUACCUCCACUCACGGGCUCACCUUCCGGGUCUUUGACCUCACUCGCAGCUGUGAGCGGCCAGCCUACUAGUGGUGCUUCAAGAUCUAGCGGAGUUUCUUCUGCUCGUUCUUUAGCUGCUUCUGCUCGUUCUUCGGUUUCAGCUUCUUCUGAAGAAGACGAUGAAGACUGCGAAACAGAAUCCAGUCUCCCAACCUUGCCUCCUUUACCUUCUUUGCUGGGCUCUGGAGGAGUGUUGCCAACUUUGCUGGGUUCUGGUGGAAUUUUACCAACUUUGCUGGGCUCUGGAGGAAUCUUGCCAACUUUGGGAUCCGCGUCAAGAAACUCAACAGGUUCAACUUCUGCUACUGUCUCACGCUCAACAGCUUCUGACGACGGUGACGACGAAGACUGUGAUCCUAGUGAAACCACAAUCAAGGGCGACCCAACCUAUGCUACUCUCCCCACUGAAAUCACCUCCAACGGUGAUCCUACCGGAAUCACCACUAGAGGAACUGCAACUACAACAGUAAUUACCACCGUCAAGACCACCAAUGGUGGAUCUGCCGUCACCUACACCACCACCAAGGUUGUGCAACCCACCCAAGGAUCUGAAGAUGACGAAGACUGUGAGGAAUACUAUACCCAAACCCAAACCUACUACACCACUUAUACCACCGUGAUCAAUGGUGCUACUGUCACCAAGGUGGUUGAGUGUGAUGAGUGCAAGGGAACCGGUUCUGGAAGUGGAAGUUCAGGCAGUGGAAGUUCAGGCAGUGGAAGUUCAGGCAGUGGUAGUUAUGGCGGUGGCUCCAGCUCUGGCUCUGGCGUCGAUGAAGACUGCGAGGACGACGAGUCAAGCCCCAGUUAUGGCUCUGGCUCUGGCUCUGGAACUUCUUAUGGAUCUGGAAGUGGAAGUUCUGGAAGUGGUUCAAACUAUGGCUCGGGUUCCGGCUCAAGUUCUGGCUCCGGCUCUGGCUCCGGCUCAACCUCCAAGCCGGGAUACUUGAUUCCAAGUGACGAUCAGUGUGACGAAGACUGUGUUGUUUGUGACGAUUCCGACGACGAGGACUUUGACUGGUUUGGAAAUGACACCGACGACGAGUGCGACGCAGACUGUGACGAGUGUGAUGCUGGAACCUCGGGAUCGACUUCGGGAUCGACUUCGGGAUCUGGUUCUGGUUCGGGUUCUGGUUCCGGUUCCGGUUCUGGUUCUAAAUCGGGAUCAGGCUCAGGUUCCGGUUCUGGCGGCUCAGGAUCUGGCUCCGGUUCAGGCGGCUCUGGCGGCGCUAAAACAUAUGUCUCCACCGUCCGCACAACUGCUGCUGGUGAACUGACAUGGUACUCCACAUCAGUAUCCACUUCCACACACAGUCCAGACGACGAAUGUGAUGACGAAGAAUCAGCAACAACCACCAAAAGUGCCACCACCACCUCAGGAUACGCAAACUCCACCAGCAAGCAAACGGGCGGGUUCCUCGCAGACUUGUUUGGAAGAGACGUUGAGAUCCUGUCGUCGGCAUGGGCCAAUACUUCCGUAACAAGCGCACCGGUGGUAGAGCAGCACCCCUCCAAUGGGUCUCGCCAGACAUCAUUCUCUACCGCGUUGGUAGCACUUGUGGUUUCGAUCGUGGCCUUCACCUUAAUUUAA
Meyerozyma guilliermondii ATCC 6260 is the source of this 2460-nucleotide messenger RNA. It is a transcript of the gene PGA25, whose product is annotated as Pga25p. NCBI's taxonomy places the organism in Eukaryota, Fungi, Ascomycota, Pichiomycetes, Serinales, Debaryomycetaceae. The transcript has a single exon. The coding region runs from base 1 to 2460 and encodes 819 amino acids. The record is from RefSeq and is a predicted model, not a curated record.